ACCUCUAUCUCAGAAAGACCAAAGAAAUCAUUAAAAUCAUGUCCGACGAGUACGCAUGCGUGGCCAAGGGAAAGCUCAAGCUGAAGAACGACUCGGAUCUAAAGAAGAAAAAGAAGAAGCACAAGAGCAAGGACAAGGAGCUGCAGAAGGCGUACGUGGAGCAGCAUGUGGCCGAGGCGGGCGCCACCUCCUCCUCCGCCGCCAGUGGCUACGAGCGGAAGCUCACCAAGGCGGAGCUGGCCAGCAAGAAGCAGCAGGAGAAGAUGCGCAACAAGAGGAUCAUGGACAAGGCACAAACCACCCACAAGGAGCGCGUGGAGAAGUUCAACGAGCACCUGGACACACUCACCGAGCACUUCGACAUCCCCAAAGUGUCCUGGACGAAGUGAGGCGAGACCAGUCGUAACUUAAAGCAUACAUUUAUUAAUAGGUUAAGUAAUUUCGACUAUGUUGUGACCUGGGGCGUGAAAGGGAAAUGUGAGAGGGUGGCCAAAAUAAACAAUCUGGAUGGCACAACUAAGCUAAAUACA
This is a messenger RNA of Drosophila suzukii, 530 nucleotides long. Its product is annotated as protein FAM32A-like. The record is from RefSeq and is a predicted model, not a curated record. NCBI's taxonomy places the organism in Eukaryota, Metazoa, Arthropoda, Insecta, Diptera, Drosophilidae. Gene Ontology annotation, cellular component: nucleolus.